This is a messenger RNA of Arctia plantaginis, 222 nucleotides long. Lineage: Eukaryota; Metazoa; Arthropoda; Insecta; Lepidoptera; Erebidae. The record is from the annotation of a GenBank genome assembly.
AUGGGUAUGCCACUAUCCGAGGCCGACCUGAAUGAGGUGUCUCAUAUAGGAUCAAAACGACCAACUGAACCCUGGCUGGCAACUAGAACUGGCAACAACGAAUCUCGUCCACUUGUUGUAAAGCUGUUACGUCGCCAAAAAAGGGAUGAGGUGGUAAAAGCAGAACAUCACGAUGACUCCGGCUCAAAAGAUUUACAUUUACGAGAGGUUAACAAAAGCUAA